UCCCUUCAUAAAGACAACCUUAGAGGUUUCUUCAUCUGUGUAGAGAUGGUGGAUUUUGGGGAAAUUCUGAUCACCAUUGGAGACUUUGGUCACUUCCAAAAGCUGCUUCUUCUUGGGUUGGCUUCUCCUCAUUUUUUGCUCCCAGUAUUUUUCUGCAGCUUUCUUUUUAUCCAGUCUGACCCAGAAAGAUACUGUAAUACGAAGUGGAUCCUUAAAGUUGAUCCUAACCUUACCGCAGAGGAGCAGCUGAACCUCACUGUGCCCCGGGAGCAGGAUGGGAGCUUCAGCAGGUGUCGAAUGUUCACCCCUGUGGACUGGGACAUUAAUGCCAUCAGAGAGCAUGGACUCAAUAGGACAACAGGAUGCAUGAAUGGAUAUGUGUACAGCAACAUGUUGUAUGAGUCCACCAUAGUUACUGAUUUUGAUCUUGUCUGUGAGAGGUCUAACAUGCCUGAAAUCACGCAAACUAUCGCCAUGACGGGACUGCUCGCUGGUUCAAUCAUCUUUGGACCACUCGCUGACAUGUAUGGCCGCAAGAAAACCACCCAGCUCCCGGUGGUCCUCUUGGUGAUAUUUGUCAUAGUUGCUGGUGUUUCCCCAAAUAUUCAUGUUUACAAUGUGUCCCAGUUCAUUGUUGGAGCUGCACUCGGAGCAUACAGGAUGAACUCUAUCGUGCUAGCUACAGAAUGGAUCGGGAUCAACAAACGGUCCCUGGCCUCCUGUUUGAGCCAGGUGUUUGGGAGCUUUGGUCAAUGCGCCGUGGCCGGACUGGUGUACGUUAUCCGUAACUGGAGGAAAGCACAGUACGUCAUGGCAGGAGCUGAGGCUUUGGUCUUCCUCUACAUAUGGUGGAUUCCUGAAUCGGCUCGAUGGCUCCUGGGACAGGGAAGACGCGAUGAAGCAAAGAAACUGAUCCGAAAAGUUGCAGCAAUCAAUAAAAAGGAAUUGCCAGAACACAUGCUUGACAAGGUAAACGAGGAGAAAAAAGUAGAGAGUGGAGGAAUCAAAGCCAUUUUUAAAUCAGCAGUGCUGGUAAAACACUUCUUAAUUUUAUCCUUUGCCUGGUUUUCAUUAAACCUGGGCUACAUGUGCCUUAUUCUGAAUGUGGGAAAGUUUGGUCUGAACAUCUUCCUGGUCCAGUUUCUGUUUGGGAUCACAGAGGUUCCUGCACAUCUUCUCUGCUUCUGGUUUUUGGAGUUUUUAGGAAGAAAAAAAUCCCUACAGUCUACACUUCUCAUAGGGGGGGUUGUUUGCCUUUUAACUCUGGCUUUUACUCCAGACAGCGCUGUCGCCAUCACUGCCCUGGUUACCACCGGGAAAUUCUUUUUGAACUGGGCUGGAUCGGUAUGUUUGGUUUACAUUCAAGAACUGUUUCCUACUUCUAUGAGGCAAACUGCUGUAUCCUUAGGCUCCAUAGCCUUUAGAGUUGCAGGGCUGCUGUCUCCAUUGCUCAACAUGCUGGCUGUCUACCACCGCUCCAUACCCAUUAUAGUAUUUAGCAGCCUAGCCGUGCUCAGUGGGGUUCUGGUCUUCCUGCUUCCUGAGACCAGCAAAAAGGAUCUUCCAGAUUCAACCAGUGAUGACAAGAAUGAAGGGGAUUUGACCAAUGAGAAGCCUGGAAGUGACAUUUUCGUGGCUGAAAUCCAACCCACAAAAUCCACGAAACUGUAACUGAAAGAG
This is a messenger RNA of Cyprinodon tularosa, 1680 nucleotides long. Its product is annotated as solute carrier family 22 member 13-like. The record is from RefSeq and is a predicted model, not a curated record. Gene Ontology annotation, biological process: transmembrane transport. The coding region runs from base 46 to 1671 and encodes 541 amino acids. Gene Ontology annotation, molecular function: transmembrane transporter activity. NCBI's taxonomy places the organism in Eukaryota, Metazoa, Chordata, Actinopteri, Cyprinodontiformes, Cyprinodontidae. Gene Ontology annotation, cellular component: membrane. The transcript has 10 exons.